AUAGGUAACACGGACUGAGGCCCUUCAUCCCUGGAAGACCACAUAACAGAACCAAAAGAGUGGAAGGGGGAUUUUCUGAGGAAACCUUCACUUGAGACUAUUGUAGAGGACCAUGAUUUCCCUCUGUUAAAAUCUCCUUGCCACAGAAAAGCACCAAGGCCAAGACAGGCAGAGAGGGCAGAAACUUCCCCCCUGCAGGGCUAGUUUUCUCUGUGCAGGGAGAUUUUCAUUCUUAGGUGGGAUCUCCCACCUGCCACCUUGAGUCAGGCAGUCCAUCCCAACACCUCAGGGCUCUGCCACCUCAUUCCUAGCACAUCCUCCUCAUUUUGUGGAGCAGGGCGGAGGGUCUUGGCUUCCCUCAGAAGGGAGGGUGAAGUGCUGAGGCUGGGAGCAGGUCAUGGAUUCAUUGCUCAAGAAUGUAUUUGCAGAGGUUAAGAGGAAACAUGGCAAGAAAGGGAGGGAGGCUGAUGAAUAAGAUAAGUGAGACUGACCCCCUUAUAGAAUGGGGGUCUGAGGGGAAGAGAGACGCGAUGCAGUAUCUUGAAUUGUGCCCUGAAGCCAGUCCAGAGAGAGGUUUGCUCAACAGACGGGGACAGAAAAUGUGUGUACCAAAAAGGGGUUCCCACUUUCUUUCUCUCCAUCCCAGGCAGAAGCAAAAAGACACCCUCUCCAAUGUGUGGUUAAGCAAAAAGAACCGCUAUGCAGCCAGCUCAGGUACAGGUGUGUGCAGCGAAGCUCCUUCGGUGACUGUGAGCAACAUAGACCAUGAAUCUCCCCUGGAAAACUGUUUGGACUUUUACCAUGUGGGCAUCUCGGCCUCUUCCCCAUAACGCUGCUAGCCCCCUGUCAAUAACGACAGCCCCUCUGGCCCCAGGAGUUUUGAAGGGGAGUUGGGAAGGGGGAGCCAAACGUCCCCACCGGGGUCUUCUCCACUCUUCUUUUGGCUGGUCUCCCAGUAUUAAUAUAUUUUCUCAGAUUUUAGCGUAUCCCUUCAUGGACCAGCCUUCCAGUGAUGAAAAGAAAUACUUCCUCCUCCUUCUUCUUCCAGGGUGGGGUGUCCUUUGAAGAGGUGGCUGUGCAUUUCACCCAGGGGGAGUGGACCCUGCUCUGCCCAGCCCAGAGAGCUCUCUACAAGGAGGUCAUGCUGCAGAAUUUUAGGAACGUGGCCUCCCUGGGACCUCAGAUUGCCAAACCUGACCUCAUAUCCUGGCUGGAGAAAGAGGAAGAGCUGUUUCUCCUGACCCCUGAGGAAGAGGAAGGCUUGGCAGCAGGCGGUGUCUGGGAAUCAAUGGCAGAAACAUCUGAUCAUCCAGGGAUGGAGAAAAAUGAUACGUAUUCAGAUGGGAAAGAAAAAGUUGAAUAUUGUCAUGUAUCGAGGAAGAAGACUGGAAAUCACCCCCAUAAUGGGAAGAAUAAUUCAGGUUUUUUACACGGUGGCGAUUCUCUUCUGCAAAAUAUGAGCAGAGAACAUGAUAUGAAAGAGCGCAUUGCAAUUAGGAAAAGUUUACCUGAAAAAUCAGAUAUUAAUAUUCAAUGGGGCAUCAAUAAAAAAAAGAAAAUAUAUAAAUGCCAGGAGAGUAGGAAAAGCUUUGGGCAGAAGGAUAACUUAACAAUGCAUCAAAGGAUUCACACAGAGGAGAAACCAUAUAAAUGCCUGGAGUGUGGGAAAUGCUUCAGUCGCAGUGGACGACUUAUUGACCAUCAAAGUAUUCACAGAGGGGAGAAACAAUAUAAAUGUCUGGUGUGUGAAAAAACUUUUGGGUGGAAGGAUAACCUAACUGUUCAUCAAAGGAUUCACACAGGGGAGAAACCAUAUAAAUGCCUGGAGUGCGGAAAAUGCUUCGGUGAUAGUAGGACCCUUACUUCUCAUCGAAGGAUUCACACAGGGGAGAAACCAUAUAAAUGCCUGGAGUGUGGAAAAAGCUUUCGGUGGAAGGAUAGCCUGACUGUUCAUCAAAGCAGUCACACUGGGGAGAAACAAUAUUGAUGCCUGGAACGCAGCAAAAGCUUUACUAAGAGUGAAAAACUUCCUGUGCAUCGAAGAAGUCAUAUAGAGGAGAAACCCUAUAAAUGCCUUGAAGGUGGAAAAAGCUUCAAUCACAGUAGAAGCCUUCCCAUCAAAGGAUUCACAGAGGGGAGAAGAAAUAUAAAUGAUUGGAAUAUGGAAAAAACUUCACUCACAGAGGAAGCCUUAUUUCUCACCAAAGAAUUCACACUGGGGAGAAGGCAUCAAAAUGAUUGGAGCAUGGAAACAGUUUCAGGAGAAAUAACCAGAUGUAGGGUAAUAGAAGUGGGGUGGAGUACAGAAUGGAGUCAAGAAUCACUGGGAGUUCUGUGCCGAUUCUCUGCCAAGUGAUUAAGCAGCCCUUGAUUCUGACCCAGCACGUCGCCCCGAAAGGAAAGAUCUUGACAGAUGGUGUGCCAUGGCGGGCUAACAAAUAAAGGGCAGAGAGAAGCGCUGAAGGUUUCAUUUGAGAGUUCCUGAGGACUUUACUCAUUUUAAUCCACUUGACUAUAGAUUUGAGAAUAUUUUUUCUUCUGUUUUCCAGUUCAGCCUGGAGACCAGAGCGGGAGGGCGCUGGAGGGAAGCCCAGGGAGGAGUGUUUAGGCUGUCAAUUAGGCCUCCCCUCAGCACCCUCUCGCUCGGGCCCCCAGGUUACUGUGAAGCACCUGUUUGCUGCUGGGAGGGGGUAUGCUAAAUCGACAGCCUAAGCGCUCUUUGCGCCUCACAAUUCAGCACACCCCCUUCUGGCAGCAAGUGGGCACUUCGCAGGGGCAUCGAGGCCAGAGUGUGCCUGCACGAGGAUAAAACAGUCGUCGGAUGCUAAUUAUAGAUUAUUUUAUUACAGUAUUUUAUUGCAUUACGUUGUAAUUUUGUAUGCCAAAUUAUUUUAUGUACUGUCCUUCCAAGCUCUGUUUGGUAGAAAUGGGCACAGCCAACCUUUACCCUCUGGUGCAGCCACAGUCCCUCAACCCCCCUCCCGUUGGAGAGAUCAGUUCCCUUGGAGGCAAUAGCAGCUUCGGAGGGUAGACUCUAUGGCACUGCAUCCCAGCUGAGCUCCCUCCUGUCCCCAAACUCUACCUUAUCCAAACACUGUCCCUGAGUCUCCAGGAAUUUCCCCAUCCUGAACUGGCCUCCCAAGUCACACCUGAUUGCUGGGUAGAAGGAGGCAGAAUGUGUUCACAUGAAUGCUUUCUGCAGUUGCUUUGAGGCUUCUUUCUGGUAAAGAGCAUGUUGCAAUAAGCAAUACAAUUCCUGGCACCUCCAGUUCAAGGGAUCUCAGGAGAAGCAGGACUGGAAAACACCCUUGCCUGAAAGCCCCUGCCACUUGGAGAUGACAACACUAAUAUGGGAGAAGUGACCUGUCUUGAAAGAAAGAAGUUGGAAAUUUUCAUAGUUUUGAGAUCUGCAGACACCGUUUCAACCUUCCCAACUCAACCAAGCAGGGGUACGGGCAGCCAGGCCUACUGGACAAUUUACACUAGGCCUCAGGCUUCCGUGAGGCCUACAGCCCCAGGAUCAUGACGACAGCAUUCUGCUUAAAACCUGAUUUGCCUUAAUCUUGGAGAAUUGUAAUGAUUAUAUAUUCAGCUAAGUUUGAGAAAUGUUAGGAGCCUAUUUUUUUAUCACAUGCAUUUUUCUGUGCUUGUAGGAUUAAUUUGCACCUAUCUAUAUGGAACAAGUUCUUGCCUAAUGAAAAGAGAUUUUUUAUUUUAAAUAAAAAGAGUCCAGUAGCACCUUUAAGACUAACCAAUUUUAUUGUAGCAUAUGAGGUUGAUGGAUU
Eublepharis macularius is the source of this 3785-nucleotide messenger RNA. Its product is annotated as zinc finger protein 664-like. The coding region runs from base 1013 to 1987 and encodes 324 amino acids. Gene Ontology annotation, molecular function: DNA-binding transcription factor activity, RNA polymerase II-specific; RNA polymerase II cis-regulatory region sequence-specific DNA binding. Lineage: Eukaryota; Metazoa; Chordata; Lepidosauria; Squamata; Eublepharidae. The transcript is spliced from 3 exons. The record is from RefSeq and is a predicted model, not a curated record. Gene Ontology annotation, biological process: regulation of transcription by RNA polymerase II.